Messenger RNA from Kogia breviceps (pygmy sperm whale), 2447 nucleotides. RefSeq names its product protein tyrosine phosphatase non-receptor type 22 (gene PTPN22). Gene Ontology annotation, cellular component: nucleus; cytoplasm. The record is from RefSeq and is a predicted model, not a curated record. Gene Ontology annotation, biological process: positive regulation of ERK1 and ERK2 cascade; regulation of non-canonical NF-kappaB signal transduction; positive regulation of toll-like receptor 3 signaling pathway. NCBI's taxonomy places the organism in Eukaryota, Metazoa, Chordata, Mammalia, Artiodactyla, Physeteridae. Gene Ontology annotation, molecular function: non-membrane spanning protein tyrosine phosphatase activity.
CUGUCUGUCUUGCCCUGCAGCAUGGACCAAAGAGAGAUUCUGCAGAAGUUCCUGGAUGAGGCCCAAAACAAGAAAAGUAACAAAGAGGAGUUUGCCAAUGAAUUUCUGAUGCUGAAAAGACUAUCCACCAAGUAUAAGGCAGAUAAAACCUAUCCCACAACUGAGGCUGAGAGGCCCAAGAAUAUCAAGAAAAACAGAUAUAAGGAUAUCUUGCCCUAUGACCACAGUCGAGUAGAGCUGUCCAUGAUAACCACUAAUGAGGAUUCCAGCUACAUCAAUGCCAACUUCAUUAAGGGAGUUUAUGGACCCAAGGCUUAUAUUGCCACCCAGGGACCUUUGCCUACAACUGUCCUGGACUUCUGGAGGAUGAUUUGGGAAUACAGCAUCCUGAUCAUUGUUAUGGCAUGCAUGGAGUUUGAAAUGGGGAAGAAAAAAUGUGAGCGCUACUGGGCUGAGCUAGGAGAAAUGCAACUGCAACUUGGCCCUUUCUCCAUAUCCUGUGAAGCUGAAAAUAAAAAAUCUGAUUAUACAAUCAGGACUCUACAAGCCAAGUUCAAUAGUGAAACUCGAACCAUCUACCAGUUCCAUUACAAGAACUGGCCAGACCACGAUGUGCCUUCCUCUGUAGACCCUAUUCUUGAGCUCAUCUGGGAUGUGCGUUGUUACCAAGAGGAUAACAGUGUUCCCAUAUGCAUUCACUGCAGUGCUGGUUGUGGAAGGACUGGUGUUAUCUGUGCUAUUGAUUAUAUGUGGAUGUUGCUAAAAGAUGGGAUAAUUCCUGAGAACUUCAGUGUUUUUAGUUUGAUCCAGGAAAUGCGAACACAGAGGCCUUCAUUAGUUCAAACUCAGGAACAGUAUGAACUGGUCUACAAUGCUGUAUUAGAACUAUUUAAGAGACAGAUGGAUGUUAUCAGGGAUAAACACUCUGGAACAGAGAUUCAAGCAAAGUAUUCAGUUUCUAAGCAAAAUCCCAAUCUAGAAGCAGAUUCUUAUUCUCCUAAUUUACCAAAAAGCAUCAUAAAAGAAGCAAAAGUGAUGAACCAACAGAACAAAGGAAGGAUAAGGGUGAAAAGUGAAGAAGCUUCUUCCUUUAACCUCAAGAUUUCUGAAAUAAAUGAAAAGGAAGGGUUAGUAAUGCACCCUUCUAAACAGAGCAGUUCUUUAGAGUUUUUGGAGCUAAAUUGUGGUUGUAACAAAAAAGUUGACACAACCAUGAAAUGGGAGAGAAAGGUAUUCCCAAUAGCUGGGGAGCCUCUUCAGAAGCAUCAAAGUUUGGACUUGAGCUCCAUUUUAUUUGGAGCAUGUCCUAACUCUAAACCUGUAAGUGCAGCAGGAAGAUGUUUUAAUUUAAAGGGGCCAAUAAUGCGGACCAAAUCAACUCCCUUUGAAUUGAUGCAACAGAGAGACACCAAAGAGUUGGACGUCAAGGAAAAUUUUUAUUUGGAAUCUCACCCACACAAUUCUUGUCUUGAGCAGGCUCAAAAAGUGAUGCAUGUUUCUUCAGCAGAACUGAAUUAUUCACCAUCAUAUGACUCUAAGCAUCAACUGUGCAAUGCCUCUAAUGCAAAGCAGCAUGGCUCUGGUGCUUUUAAAGUACUUCCUUACAUGUCUUUAGUAGAAGAUUCUUAUUUUUCAUCAUUGUCUCCAAGUAGUGCUGGUUCUAAGAUGUCUCUUGAUUUACCUGAGAAGCAAGAUGAAACUGUUUUACCUUGUUCUUCACUGCCAAAAUCUUCUACAACCCUCUUUCCUUAUUACAAUUCACGUGAUUCUUUAGCACUGACUCCUCUGACCAAUUUCCCCCCACCACUGAACCAAGAGACAGCAGUAGUAGCAACUUCUCCAAGAAUAGAUGAUGAAAUUCCCCCUCCACUUCCUGAACGGACACCUGAAUCUUUUAUUGUGGUAGACGAAGCUGGAGAAUUCCCCCUGGAUGUUCCCAAAUCUUCAUCUUCAGCUUUGAAGGUAAAAAUUGGAACAUCAUUAGAAUGUAGUAGAACAUCUGAAUCAAAGAAAUUUGAUGAUUUGAGUGUAAAACCCCAGAGUCCCAAAUCAGAUCAACACCAAGAUCGUUCUUCUUCCCUGCCACCUCCACUGCCAGAAAGGACCUUAGAGUCCUUCCUUGUUGCUGAUGAAGAUUGUAUGCAGGCUCAACCUAUAGAGACUUAUUCUACUAGCUGUCCUAACACCAUGGAAAAUUCAACAUCCUCAAAACAGACAUUGAAGACUCCUGGAAAAUGUUUCACAAGGAGUAAGAGUUUGAAAAUUUUGCAAAACAUGAAAAAGAGUAUCUGUAAUUCUUCCCCACCAAACAAUCCUGCAGACUCUGUUCAGUCAAAUAACUCCAGCUCCUUUUUGAAUUUUGGUUUUGCAAAUCGUUUUUCAAAACCCAAAGGACCAAGGAACCCACCAUCAACUUGGAAUAUUUAACACAACUUUGGAAAAUCAGC